Molecule: messenger RNA, 606 nt
Organism: Acanthosepion pharaonis
Lineage: Eukaryota; Metazoa; Mollusca; Cephalopoda; Sepiida; Sepiidae
Source: the annotation of a GenBank genome assembly
AUGAUUUUUUUUUCUUCUUUCUUUUAUUACUGUCGAGAUUUCUUGGCAUUAACGGCUCGGUUAAAACAGGUUGUCUUCUUUGGGGGUGGGGCGAAUAUAAUUCUUUUUCCCGGAUGUUUUCAUUCAUUCCUUUGUAUUAGUUUUUUUUCUUUUUUCUUUUCAUUUAUUUUGAUUAUACUUUUUAUUUUUAUUUUCAUGUUCGUUUUCUUCGUUCAACGUGCUUCUUAUAUCGUUUUCUUAAUUUUUCAUUUCAUGAUAUAUUUUUCGUUUGUAAUUCUCCCCCUCAUUUUCUCUUUCUUUUUCUUUUCCCCUUUCUUUUUGCUUUCUUUUUCCUUUUCUUUCUUUUUAUUCUUAUUUCUUUUUUGUCUUUCUUUUUUCUUUCGUUCUCUUUUUCGUUUUUGUCUUUCUUUUUUCUUUCUUCUUUUCUAUGUUUUUCUUUUUUAUCCUUUCUUUUUUUCUUUUUUCUUCUGUGUAUUUCUUUUCUUUCUUCUUUGUACUUUCUUUUUCUUUUUUCUUUCUUACCUAUAUGUUUGUUUUCUCUCUGCAGCAAAAUCCCAUCAAAGAAACAUUCCUUUCAAUUGGGCGGUUAUUUUCAGAAUAUCCUGA